Molecule: messenger RNA, 1056 nt
Organism: Ailuropoda melanoleuca (giant panda)
Lineage: Eukaryota; Metazoa; Chordata; Mammalia; Carnivora; Ursidae
Product: protein arginine N-methyltransferase 1-like
Exons: 1
Coding region: 1-1056 (351 amino acids)
Biological process (GO): chromatin remodeling; peptidyl-arginine methylation, to asymmetrical-dimethyl arginine
Cellular component (GO): nucleus
Molecular function (GO): protein-arginine omega-N monomethyltransferase activity; histone methyltransferase activity; protein-arginine omega-N asymmetric methyltransferase activity
Source: RefSeq, a predicted model, not a curated record
AUGGCGGAGGUGGGGAGCUGCACCAUGGAGGUUUCUUCAAAUCAGCCCGACGAUGUUGUCAAGCCAGCAGCAGAGGAGAUGACGUCCAAGGACUAUUACUUUGACUCCUACGCCCACUUUGGUAUCCAUGAAGAGAUGCUGAAAGAUGAGGUGCGCACCCUUACCUACCGCAACUCCAUGUUCCACAACCGUCACCUCUUCAAGGAUAAGGUGGUACUGGACGUUGGCAGUGGUACAGGCAUACUCUGCAUGUUUGCUGCAAAGGCGGGUGCUAAGAAAGUUAUUGGGAUUGAAUGCUCCAGUAUCUCAGACUACGCCAUUAAGAUUGUGAAGGCCAACAAGCUUGAUCAUGUGGUUACUAUAAUAAAGGGAAAGGUGGAAGAGGUGGAGCUGCCAGUCGAAAAAGUUGAUAUAAUCAUCAGUGAAUGGAUGGGAUAUUGCCUUUUCUACGAGUCUAUGCUAAACACCGUCAUCUAUGCUAGAGACAAAUGGCUGACACCAGAUGGGCUGAUAUUCCCCGACCGGGCCACUCUGUAUGUAACUGCCAUUGAAGACCGACAGUACAAGGACUACAAGAUUCACUGGUGGGAGAAUGUGUAUGGGUUCGAUAUGGCCUGCAUAAAAGAUGUGGCAAUUAAGGAGCCUCUGGUGGAUGUCGUUGAUCCCAAGCAACUUGUUACCAAUGCUUGCUUGAUUAAGGAAGUGGACAUCUAUACUGUCAAAGUGGACGACCUGACUUUCACAUCUCCUUUUUGUCUGCAAGUGAAACGCAACGACUACAUUCAUGCGUUAGUGGCCUACUUCAACAUAGAGUUCACACGUUGCCAUAAGAGGACUGGUUUCUCGACAAGUCCGGAAUCUCCAUACACCCACUGGAAGCAGACCGUUUUCUACAUGGAAGACUACUUAACUGUAAAAACGGGCGAGGAGAUAUUUGGCACAAUUGGAAUGAAACCAAAUGCCAAGAAUAAUCGGGACUUGGAUUUCACAGUGGACCUGGAUUUCAAAGGACAAUUGUGUGAAGUGUCAUGCUCCACAGAUUACAGAAUGCGUUAA